GUGUUGGCCUUGUUGGCUGUUGGGUAGAGACCAGAGAGUCAGAAACCGAAGAAACAAGGAAGGCAGCUGUGCUGUGCUGGUUGUGCCGAGAGGUGCGUCCGUGCAGGCAGGCAGGCAGGCAGGCAGGCAGCCUAGUUGCUUGGCAUCCACACCACACCCACACCACAGCAAAGCCAAGAACCAACUCAUCGGGCGCGGAGACCACAGCGGGGGCAAAAGCGAGGAACAGGGUGGGAGCGGGCGGGCGGGCGGGCGGGACUGGGAGGGAGAGGAGAAAUCAUGGAGCCGAUUUGCUGUGGAGAUUCGGGCGCGUGAUCCGGUCGGAUCUUGCUUUCCCGGGGGGCGAUCGAGGCCACGCCGCUGCCUGCUCUGCUGGUGCGUGGGCGCGUGUGACGUGCCGUGCCAUGGCUGUGCCGCUCGCCUAUAUCCCCCGCCUCCCUCUCCCCGCCGCCUGCCGCCGCAUUCAGUAAAGCAACCUACCCUUCUUUCUACCGCUACCCCGCCGCGGCCACGAGGAGGAAGGCGACGACGCCUCUUCCCGGCCUGCCUGUGCGCGCUGUUCAGGAGCCGAGGGACGCUGCGGCGUGCGCGCGCGCUGGUCGUUCUGGUCGUCGUCCGUCCGCCUGUUCCCGUCCGUCCCACGCCGCCAUGACGGUGGUGGAUGCCGAGUCGCGGUUCCAUGUCCUCGCGGUGGACGACAGCAUCGUCGACAGGAAGCUCAUCGAGAUGCUCCUCAAGAACUCGUCCUACCAAGUGACCACGGUGGAUUCCGGGAGCAAGGCGCUGGAGCUGCUGGGGCUGAGGGACAACGGGGCGGAGGACGCGUCGUCGCCGUCUUCCUCCUCCCCUGACCACCAGGAGAUCGACGUGAAUCUCAUCAUCACUGACUACUGCAUGCCAGGCAUGACAGGAUACGAUCUGCUCAAGAGGGUGAAGGGGUCCUCCUCGCUCAAGGACAUUCCUGUGGUGAUCAUGUCUUCUGAGAAUGUGCCUGCCCGGAUCAGCAGGUGCUUGGAAGAUGGCGCAGAGGAGUUUUUCCUGAAGCCCGUGAAGCUCGCUGACAUGAAGAAGCUCAAGUCACACCUGCUGAAACGGAAGCAGCCCAAGAAGCCUCAGGUACAGGCGGUGGAGCCUGAGCAGCAGCUGGACCAGCACCCGGCUGUGCAAACGGCGCACGAGCCGGAGGAAACCGCGGCGGAGCCGGUGUCGGCCGCAUCCAACGGAACCGCCGUUGGCGACUGCAACGGCGGCAACAAGAGGAAGGCGGCUGCCAUGGAGCAGCAGCAGGAGGAGGGGCGGCUGACCCUGACGGCGGCAGCGGCAGCGGUGGCGCCGGAGAGCACCAAGCCGAGGCUGUCCACGAGCAGCCUGGCCGUGGAGACCUGAUCGGAACUCCGGAAGGCAACCGGAUCACAUACUACUACGUACAUUAAUCUAGCAGGGCAUGCAGUCGACUCGAGAGGCAAGGCAAGCAAGUGAGCAACCCAGCCCGCCGCCAACAAAAGAACUCGUCCUCCUUUCUUUCACUGGUUCUUUUGGUUCUGGGAGGGGUGGAUCAUCAUUAGCUCCUGGGGAUGGAGUGGGGUUUAGCUCUAAGUGAAAAACAAUUACAUAGCGACUGCUGCUUCGGGCUGCAAAUUUUGUUGUGUGCUCAUGGACAUGGACACCCUUGUGUUGUUCAUUAGGAAGGGGGAAAAAGGAAGCUGUAGAUAAAAAGGCAGGAGGCGCCUUGGAUGCUCUUGUUGUUUAGGCUAAUUUUUAAUUUCACCCGGCUUAUUAAUCAUGGUACUGACUUGCUGCCUAAAAACCUGUGAUGGUUGAUGCGUGCGUUGAUGGAUGGAUGUAUCAAUCGGUUGCUGAUGUUGUUUUCGCU
This is a messenger RNA of Sorghum bicolor (sorghum), 1873 nucleotides long. Its product is annotated as two-component response regulator ORR4. NCBI's taxonomy places the organism in Eukaryota, Viridiplantae, Streptophyta, Magnoliopsida, Poales, Poaceae. The transcript has 5 exons. The record is from RefSeq and is a predicted model, not a curated record. The coding region runs from base 649 to 1386 and encodes 245 amino acids. Gene Ontology annotation, biological process: cytokinin-activated signaling pathway; phosphorelay signal transduction system.